Dentiscutata heterogama is the source of this 316-nucleotide messenger RNA. NCBI's taxonomy places the organism in Eukaryota, Fungi, Glomeromycota, Glomeromycetes, Diversisporales, Gigasporaceae. The record is from the annotation of a GenBank genome assembly.
UAAUGCAUUUUACUGAUAUACAAGAAACACAACCUACUUAUUUUCUUGAACAACAAACAAAUAAUAAUCAACUCUUUCAAUUUUAUAAUAAUGAUCAAAAUUCGCUUUCAUCGUUUGAUAAUGCACUAACACCUUCACAAAUAGAUAAUAUCAUUAGCCUUAGUUUAUCAAAUAUUAAUGCAGAUUAUUUUUUCAACCUUAACUCUACUGCAUGCAAUAAUUUUAAUCCUGUCGAUCGAAAUCUUGGCGGAAAUUCUGCUAUUAUCGUUAAUUUUGGUACCAAUUCUAUUGGAAAUGGCUCUUCUAUGUCUUAUUU